AUGGUGAACGUUGCUGUCAUUGGUGCUGCGGGCGGCAUUGGUCAAUCCCUUUCCCUGCUGCUUCUUCGCGAACUGCCGUUUGGGAGCACCCUGUCCCUCUUUGACGUGGUUGGCGCGCCUGGCGUUGCUGCCGACCUUUCCCAUUUGGACCGUGUCGGUGUCACCGUGAAGCACGCUGCCGGGAAGCUUCCCCCUGUGCCCCGUGAUCCUGCCCUCACUAAACUGGCUCAAGGUGUUGAUGUUUUUGUCAUUGUGGCUGGUAUACCGCGCAAGCCUGGUAUGACGCGCGAUGACCUGUUCAAGGUGAACGCUGGCAUUGUUAUGGACCUUGUCCUGACAUGCGGCGCGGCCUCUCCCAAGGCCUGCUUCUGCAUUGUCACGAAUCCUGUGAACAGCACCGUUCCCAUCGCUGCCCAGGCACUGAAGAAGCUUGGCGUGUACGAUAAGAAUAAGCUGUUUGGCGUGAGCCUACUCGAUGGACUGCGGGCCACACGAUUCAUCAACAACGCCCGUCACCCUCUUUCCAUUUCGUAUGUUCCGGUUGUGGGUGGACACAGCGACGUCAGCAUUGUGCCGCUCUUCUCGCAGAUUGCAGGGCCGCUUCCCGCCGAGUCGACGCUGAUGGAGAUUCGCAAGCGUGUGCAGGUGGCCGGAACGGAGGUGGUGAAGGCAAAGGCAGGUCGCGGCAGUGCAACGCUCGCCAUGGCGGAGGCAGGUGCCCGCUUCGCAAUGUACGUUGUUAAAGGGCUUCUGGGCCUGGAAUCACCCCUGGUAUACGCGUUCGUCGACACCGACGGCCAACACGAUUGCCCCUACCUCGCGAUGCCGGUGAUUAUCGGAAAGAAAGGCAUUGUGAAGCGCCUUCCUAUUGGCCCUAUCACGGAAAUCGAGAAGAAGAUGCUUGACGAGGCUGUCUCCGUCGUGAGGAAAAAUGUUGCGGCUGGUGAGACUUUCGCGCGGUCGAAGCUGUAA
Trypanosoma conorhini is the source of this 972-nucleotide messenger RNA. Its product is annotated as glycosomal malate dehydrogenase. The transcript has a single exon. Gene Ontology annotation, biological process: carboxylic acid metabolic process; tricarboxylic acid cycle. Gene Ontology annotation, molecular function: L-malate dehydrogenase (NAD+) activity. The coding region runs from base 1 to 972 and encodes 323 amino acids. The record is from RefSeq and is a predicted model, not a curated record. Gene Ontology annotation, cellular component: cytoplasm. Lineage: Eukaryota; Euglenozoa; Kinetoplastea; Trypanosomatida; Trypanosomatidae.